CGCCUCACUUCUUUAAAAGGAAAAAAAGAAGAUAUGGAUCUGGUAAAAAGUUCAAUGGAUAAAGGUUUAUUAUUAUUAGAGGCUAUUGAGCAAGUUUUGGCAAAUACGGAGGAAAAAAAAUGUGCUA
Molecule: messenger RNA, 127 nt
Organism: Racocetra persica
Lineage: Eukaryota; Fungi; Glomeromycota; Glomeromycetes; Diversisporales; Gigasporaceae
Source: the annotation of a GenBank genome assembly